AGACUGGACUUUUUACCGCUCUGAUCACCUUUGCCUGCCCAAACACCUGACAACAUGGACAAUUUGAGGAUGAUUGCUGCGUUAAUUGGAGUCUUUGUCAUUUUAAAGGUUCAAGCUGUUCCAACAGGUUCUGGUGAAUAUGCAGAUUCUGAUGAGCUGAGGGAUGACAUACUCGACAUCAACAAAGGGUUAAAACACCUGUUUGAGGGGGACAUUGCUGGUAUUCCUAACAGAAAUGCAAUCCUUGAUCAAACCAGAAAAUGGAAGUUUCCCAUCCCUUAUAUAUUAACAGAUUAUUUAGAGCUGAAUGCUAAAGGUGUGAUCCUCCAGGCUUUUGAGGAAUACCGUCUGAGAUCCUGUGUGGACUUUAAGCCCUAUGAGGGUGAGACCAGCUACAUCUCCUUCACCAAGCUGUCUGGAUGCUGGUCAUAUGUCGGAGAUGAUAAGGUCGGCCAGAAUCUGUCUAUUGGGGCCAGGUGUGACACUAAGAGUAUUGUGCAGCAUGAGCUCCUCCAUGCUUUGGGCUUUUACCAUGAACAGUCUCGCUCUGAUAGGGAUGACUAUGUUAGAAUCUUGUGGGAUCAGAUUGAAGAGGGGAUGGAGCACAAUUUCAAUAAGUAUGAAGAUGACUUCAUCACUGACCUGAACACUCCCUAUGAUUAUGAGUCCAUCAUGCACUACAGACCUCUGUCCUUCAACAAGAACGAAAGCAUCCCCACGAUCGUCACCACCAUCCCAUACUUUAAUGAGGUGAUUGGCCAGCGGCUGGACUUCAGUGCUCUAGACAUCACCAGACUCAACAGGAUGUACGACUGUGCCAACACACAGACUCUCCUGGACCAGUGCUCGUUUGAGCUGAACAACAUCUGUGGAAUGAUCCAGAACGAGGAUGAUAAUGCAGACUGGGUCCAAACGCUAAGCAGCUCAGCUGAUACAGACCACACCCUUGUAGGGCGCUGCAGAGAUAAGGGCUACUUCAUGAAGUUUGACACAUCUUCUGGAAGCAGUGCCUCUCUGGAGUCACGAAUCCUUUACCCAAAGAGAGAUGAACAGUGCCUGCAGUUCUUCUACAAAAUGACCGGGUCAACCUUGAAUAAACUUGUCAUAUGGAUCAGGACUGAUGACGGAACAGGAGCUGUUCAUAGUGUCAAAAAGAUCCACACCAUUACAGCUGAUGGAGAUGCUUCCUGGAAAAUUGCCCAUGUGACACUCAAGGUGACAGAAAAGUUCCGUUACUUCUUUCAAGGCGUUAAAGGAGCAUCAGACUCCUCUGGUGCCAUCCUUAUUGACGAUAUCACUCUUAGUGAAACCGUUUGUCCUCCUGCUGUUUGGCAAAUCAACAACUUUACUGGCGUUUUAAGCAGCACCCCUCUUGGCAGUGCUAUUAAAAGCAAGUGCUUCUACAACUCCGAAGGCUACUCAUUUGGUAUCAAUGUUUAUCCAAAUGGAAGAGAUGACUACCCAGAUUAUGUUGCCAUGACCAUGUACCUCUGCAGUGGGGAAAAUGAUGGAGUGAUGCAGUGGCCUGCUGAAAAUAGGCAGGCAACCAUUGUUGCUAUGGACCAGGACCCAGAUGUGAAAAUAAGGAUGUCUUCAACAAGAAGCUUUACGACAGAUGCUGACGCACGCUGGCAUAGACCAACGGCCACUUCAGGAACAGUGUACGAUCCCAGCUGUAACUGUUACCGUGGUCAGGAGUUUGGCUGGAGCACAUUUAUUUCUCACAAGCAUCUGCAAAGGAGAAGCUUCCUGAAGAAUGACGACCUGAUCAUUACUGCUGACUUCAGUGAUUUGACUCACCUAAUAAAGACAGAGGUACCUGUCAAAGCAGUGGCACCAAGUCAGGAUAUCACAGCUGAGAAGCUGAUGGAUGAAACGGAGAGGAAAUCAGAGACUCCAAAACACAGAGAAGCUCGCUCUGUCAACCCAUGUCAGCCCAACCCUUGUUUGAAUGGAGGCCUGUGUGUGGAGACUGAAGGGAGAGCCUCAUGCAGGUGUGCAUCCACACAGACCACUUACUACACGGGUAAAAGUUGUGAGAAAAUGAAUCUAGAGAGAAGUAUCUUGGGAGCUCUGGUUGGUGGCGCAGCUGGAACAGUUGUGCUGACUCUCGCCAUCUACACCGUCAUAAAGAGAGCUCAGUGAGGCUCUCUUCAGUGGAAUAAAGUGGGCCAUCUUAUAUAUCUCUCAUGCAGUGUAAAAAUAAAUACAAGCCAAUAUACUCCACUAUUUUAUUUCGUUGCAUAUGAUUCACUAUAUAAAUGUCUAUAAAUCAUACAGAUGUAUACUCACACACAAAGUACAGGUUAUGGUUCUUAUCACUUUUCUUUAAACACAACUAUCAAACCAAGCCUAGAUAUUUAACAAACAGCAUUCUGGCAGUAUACAGACAGGAUUUAUAAUCUGGUCAAACAAAAUAUACAACAACCAUUACGUUUGAGUCAGUGUCAUACAGUAACAGCAAACUAUUUUAUGUGUUAGUAAUUAGUCUAUAAAUGGAAUAUGUAGAUCUGGCUUACCCUAAAAAAUAAAACUUAAAUUUAACUCCCUGGAUCAAUAAUUUAUGAAAAACAGCUUAUAUAUGUAUAACUAGCUAAUAAACAUGAUGAAUAUAGAAGUGUUCUAUAUCUAUGUGUCAACAAUUCAACUAGUUUGAGUACAAUCCUCUUCACCCCUGUAAUCCACUCUAAUUUAACACAACACAAAACUAAAAAGUAGAGGUGCUGUCUCCGUCUCCCGAUCUGAAAAGAAGACACAGUCUGGUGUUAACGUUUCAUGAUUUGGUUUCACAAACAAACACAAAACUAAUUUCUGCUGACAUUACAAUUUUGUGUUGUUUAGUCAAUGGCCUAUUGAUAAACCUAUUGAGUGUAAUUUAAUUUGUUAAUAUGCUGGAUGCUGUAGUUACUGCUGUGCCACAUAUCAAACUAUAAAUACUGCUUCUUCUUCAAAGUGGUGUUGGAUUCAGAAUUGUUAGAUCUCUAUAUUGAUAAUGAAAAAUGUUGUCAAUCUUUAAAAAUCCUACCAUAAAAAAAUGUGCUGCUCUGAUAAUAAAGAUACUUCACCAAGGAUUUGAGUAUUGCAAGCAUUAUUAUUCUAGGCAUGGCAGGUCUGUUGCUCGUACAAGUCCAUAUUGAGAUGCCUCUGUAACCAUUUGUAAUACUGAUUUGCCAAAUAAAUCAACUUCUAAAUGUA
Messenger RNA from Notolabrus celidotus (New Zealand spotty), 3195 nucleotides. It is a transcript of the gene mep1a.2, whose product is annotated as meprin A, alpha (PABA peptide hydrolase), tandem duplicate 2. Gene Ontology annotation, biological process: proteolysis. Gene Ontology annotation, molecular function: metalloendopeptidase activity; zinc ion binding; protein binding. The record is from RefSeq and is a predicted model, not a curated record. NCBI's taxonomy places the organism in Eukaryota, Metazoa, Chordata, Actinopteri, Labriformes, Labridae. Bases 55 to 2145 code for a protein of 696 amino acids. The transcript has 15 exons. Gene Ontology annotation, cellular component: membrane.